Messenger RNA from Gopherus flavomarginatus (Mexican gopher tortoise), 8451 nucleotides. It is a transcript of the gene RIT2, whose product is annotated as Ras like without CAAX 2. The record is from RefSeq and is a predicted model, not a curated record. Gene Ontology annotation, cellular component: plasma membrane. Bases 199 to 852 code for a protein of 217 amino acids. The transcript is spliced from 5 exons. Lineage: Eukaryota; Metazoa; Chordata; Testudines; Testudinidae. Gene Ontology annotation, biological process: positive regulation of neuron projection development; Ras protein signal transduction. Gene Ontology annotation, molecular function: GDP binding; GTP binding; GTPase activity.
UUGGAAGCUGUUAAAGUGGUUGCUAUGAGACCUUCUCCAGCUACCACAGGAACAGCCGGAGUGUGAGGCUGAUAAAUCAUACCUCUUGUAUCAAACCUUUCUUUUUUUUUUAAUGCUGCUUUUAUAGUUGUUUAAAAUCAGAGCAAGCACCUGUCAGUUGCUUUUUCUUCCUUACUCUCCUCUGGUCCCUUGCGCAAGAUGGAGCUAGAAAAUGAAAUGAUCAGCUCCUCCAGCAAUUCUUCAGCAGGCUCCAGGGAGUACAAGGUGGUGAUGCUGGGAGCUGGGGGAGUUGGCAAAAGCGCUAUGACUAUGCAGUUCAUAAGCCAUCGGUUUCCUGAUUAUCAUGAUCCAACCAUAGAGGAUGCUUAUAAAACUCAAGUACGAAUAGAUGAUGAACCGGCUUACUUGGACAUUCUAGACACUGCUGGACAGGCAGAAUUCACAGCCAUGAGGGACCAAUAUAUGCGAGGUGGAGAGGGUUUCAUUAUCUGCUAUUCCAUCACAGACCGCCAAUCCUUUCAGGAAGCUGCAGAGUUUAAGGAGCUCAUUUACCGUGUCCGGCACACUUAUGACAUCCCAUUGGUGCUGGUGGGAAACAAAAUAGAUCUUGAGGAGUUCAGGCAGGUCUCGACUGAAGAAGGCAUGAGCUUGGCGAGAGAGUAUUCGUGCUCCUUCUUUGAGACCUCAGCUGCCCUGCGCUUCUACAUUGAUGAUGUCUUUCAUGGACUGGUGCGGGAAAUCCGCAGAAAAGAGUCCUCGCUGCCCCUGACAGAGAAGAAGAUGAAGAGGAAGGACAGCCUGUGGCAGAUGCUGAAAGGAUCUUUGAAGAAGAAAAGGGAAAGCACAACCUGAUGGCACUUUCCAGUGGGCCACCUUUAAGGAGCUGAUCACAGUCAUCUGUAGCAAUUCCUAAGGCAGCAUUUACACAGCAUCUUCAGGGACCAGUUCUGCAGUCCUUUCUCUGCUUUCAUUCAAUCCUUAUGCAGGAAUAACUUCUAUGAGGCCCAAUCUGUGGUUGCCCAGUGGCCCCUUUAUCCCAACAUAGCCAAUGCAGAAGGAGCCACAUAGAAGUCAGUUACCCUCCCCCUCACUCUUGGCACUGUAGGCCCUCUUGUGUAAGGUACAGAGGCAGUGGAGUGAACAUUGUACCUUUCCCUGCAUGAUCCCCCAGCAAGGGGUAUUCAGGGUCAUCAAGGGUAGGAAAGAGUAUUUUACAUAUGGAACAAUUCUCCAAAAAGGGCCAUUAAUGUGCCCACCAUACACACCCAAAUCAUAUAUCAUUUGAAAGGUUAUUUUAUGUACAUUUGGAUAAAUUAUGAGGUGGAGCUUUCACAUGGUGCCGUAAGCUGGUAGGCAUGGUGAAAUAAUGGUACCCCAAAUAAAAAGUGUCAUGUUGUGCAUAGUUCCUAAAACAUUGCAACCUGACUAUAACUACAGUUUUUACUGUUCAUGCUAAUUUCAACAGCUUAGUGUGGGGGUACAUUGCUAAAAGCUACCAAACAGCAAUUUAUUAAAAUAUUUUUAUUGGUUUUCCAUGGUCAAGUAUUUUUUUUUUAGAGCUGAUUAAAUUGUUCAGCAUGUGGCCAAAAUGCCGAAUAUCAACAUUUUGCAAUAAACUAACAUGAAAUAUUUUCACAUCACAGAUUCUUAAUUGUCAAAGUAUCUCACAAAUGAUUAUAAUAGUUGUCAAUAUUUUCAGUUGAAAUUUGCGACCUGAUCAAUCUCCCACAGAAGGUUGUGCACCAGUAGCAGUAGAUUGCAUGCCCAUAAUUUGUCCCCCUAGUGAGUAGAUAGAAAUGUAUGUGAAUUCUUAAUAUAAUGCUUCUGCAUUUGUAAGCUUUUGUACAUAUGGAGUAGCAUCUAGUCUGCCUGGUAGAAGGUUUUAAUUUGUAAUUGUCUAUGUUUGCAGCACUAGCUUUUGAAAAAAUCUAGAAACUAGCUUUUUAAUUCAAUGACACAUGCAUAGGCUGUUAUUAGUGUUAGAGAUGACAUUACACUGCUUCAUACUGGAUUUCAAUCAAAGUGCUCAAUCAGCAAAAAUGGCAAUUUUGAUAUUAACAUAUAGAUCUAGUUUAUACAUAACGUAGCACAAAUCUGUAUAUUUGUACAAAAUGAAAAAUUAUGUUAGUGGGGGUGGUCAUGCUAAGAAUACGCUUUGGGAAUUUUACCUCUACAGGGAAGUUACAGUAUGCGAAGACUUGGAGGAUAUAAGCCCCUUAAAAGAAGGACUCCACAACUUUUUUAAAAUGUGUUAUUUGUCAAGAAAAAUCAAAAGAAUGCAAAAUUGUCAAAAGCCGCCAGUGCUGGACAGAAUUCUAUGAUGCUGGCAGCAGAAGGCAGGAGAGAUGAAUGCUAUCGGCAGCUACUGGAUUAAUUCCCUAUUUUAGAUGAUGUGCCACCAACACUCUAUAACAGGGGUUGCUUUCAGAAACACACAUGCAAGUUAAAUUUGGCACGUCAGAGUUGUAUUGGACCCAGGAUAGAAAACAGACUCUGAAUCUGAUCAGAAAGCAUCACAUUCACCUGCUUCCAUAGCCACCAGAGCUAGUACAUCCUCCACUGCUUCACCCAGUUGUGUUGUUUGCUUGAGAAAAACACACAAGAAAGAUAGGAAACUUCAUAAAGUGGAAACAUUUGAGAGAGCAGCUAAUCUAGCAAAGGCAACACUUCAAAGAGGAUGAUUACAUGUUUUGCAGAAUAUCUGUGGAAGAAUUGAUUGCUAAGAAUGGAGUUUAUCACUCAACAUGCCAUUCUUCUUACUUCAGUAAAACAAAUCUUAAAGUAAAACCACCUAGUUACACUGCAACAAUGCAGUCACCUUAUGACAUCGCAUUGUAUCAGCUGCUUGAAGCGAGACUAGAGAUAAUAAUCUUAUGUAUAACAAGAAGGCUGUCAAGCUGCUACAAAGUUAUAAAACUUUAUCUCCCUCAGAUGUAGAAACUGCAAGCUACUCCAGAAGCAAAUUACAGCCAACAUUAGAAAAACACCAUGGUUCUGCAAUUUCAUUCCAUGAACAGCAUGGACUGGGCAAGUCUACUAUUGUUCUAUGCAGCACAAUAACAUUAGCUGACGCUAUCCAAGAUGCUAGCAAUCUGAAGCAGGAACUUAAGUUAUCCAAAUGUCUCAUGGAUGGUCUUUUGGCAAGUAACCCUGGUGAACAGCUUUCAAAUGAAUAAGUGGUUUUGUAUAAUGCCACUUCAAUCCUUCCAUCUGAAAUUAACUGAAAUAAAUCUUCUGAAUAUUAUCCAAAUCGAGGUGAUUGCAGUUAACAGAGGGCUGCUUCUUUUGUGCCCCAGUUGGUGCAGGAAUUUGUCCAUUGGUUAAUAGAUAAAGAGACAUAUAGUUCAGACAGCAAUGAAUAUCAUCCUUCAGAAGACAUUCAAAGAAGGUAACUGUCAAUUUUGGAGAGCAUAGUAUUUAACAGUUCCAAAAUUAUUACACUUUUGCACAUAAGCCUUGCUGCACACUUAUACCAUGAGUUUGGAUUUCAUAAUUUAAGUGACAUACUACACCUUCAUGGAUGCUACCUCAGUUAUGUUGAGCCGAGGCAGUUCGUCACUAGCGCUGCAAAAACUGAAGUAGGAAGACUUCACGGAGGCAUGCUCAUUCCAACUGGAAUUGUCCCAUUUCAUUCUGAUAGAAAUCUCAUCCAUGAAGAAGAACAUAAUAUAUAUAUCAACACAGAGAUCAUUGAUGGAAAGGCUAGAGUGGGUUUUCAAGAACAAUCUGCAGAUAGUCCAGGAUCACAAGAAAUAUCACAGAAGUUUAGGAAAGAAAAGUCACUUACUCUCCCUGAGCAAUCAGAGCAGGCAGUGUGCAGCAUUUGAAAAAUUUAGAACUUGUCCAGAACUUACUUGCCAUGAAAAAGUACUUGAGAAAAUAAACUCUUGUCAACUACAUAUAAAUGCUUUCCAAGAUUCCUCCUGGUAUUUUUCAAGAUUAUUAUCUUGUGACAUCCUGCCAAUAGGAAAGGACACUGAUAUUGUUCACACUCAGAUGAUUCUAUUUUAGACCGGUUCCAACCACAAUCUUGCAAACAAAGAACACAUACACAGCAGUUGCAUAUGUACCUAUUGUGGAUGUCAAACCAGCUGAUAUGGCCAGUCUAUCCUACAAUGCUGAAACAUAAGGAAAUGUCGGGAGCUUUAGGAUAGCAGCAUGCUGUUUAGAGCAUGGAUCAGCAGCUGUAUGCUGUUGCUCAGAAAACGAAAUAGAAUCUCACAAAUGAAUUUUGGACCAAUGUAAAUUGCCUGGGUGGUUUUCACACCUGUUUUAUUGCAAGUAUUGGGAAAUUUUGUGGAGACACAGGAUGGCUAGACCUUCUUGUUGAUUCUGAUGUAUAUGCAACUUGUACUGCAGAGAAAAUGCUUGCUGAUAAGCAAUUAAGCCAUGCUCUAUAUGUCUUGACUCUAGCAUUUGAGGCCAUGAGUGCUCUGAAACUUUAUUCAUUUGUUAAGCGGUGUCAACAGGGAGCAGGUACUCAAAUAGUUCCAGCAAUUGUCUGGCAAAUGUUAACAGAUUCAAGAGGUGUUUGAGUCUGAAGACAUUGGGUCCUUAAAACAAGUCAUUAAAGAGUUUGAUGAUGCUGUAACUCAGCAUUUGCAACCACUACUGGAGGAAUUUCAGACAUGGGGGUAUGCUGAGUCUCCUCCAUUCAAGUUCUGUGUUCAUUUUCUCCAGGUUAUGUAGAUCCUACUUCUAAAUGUCAAUGCAGAGCAAGAGAGUGAAUGGAAACAUCACAGUAUGGCACGAUUCCAUACAUCUUUAGUGCAAACAGGCCCACCAAUCUACAUUCUUGAUGGUUUAAAUUUCCAUGAAGAAGUACACAAUGCCUUUCGACUUGGGGAAUUUGCUGUGUGUCACAGUCCUGGUUCUUUCAAUGGAAUUUGAAGUGACAUGGAAACAGAGAAAACUGUCAUCAAAGACUCAGAUGGCGACAGUGGGAUUGUAGGCCUGCCAAGAAAGAAGCCAGCCCUUGUCAAAUGGAUCCUCACAAGAGAUGUCUUAAGUGAAUAUGCAAGAGCUAUGAGAUUAAGAAGUGACCUAACAAGAAGUAGUGGAGACAAAGUCCACAAACAAGUCUUUACCUCAGCACUGAAAAGGGAUUAAAAGCAUGUUACAGCUCUUACCAGCCAUGUCAUCAACAAUACAGCAAACCCAUUUUACCCUGAAUUAUACCGAGAAAUGCUUAUCAACAUGUCAACUGGACUACACGUAACAUCAGAUGUACAAAAGUCUAUUGAAAAUAGCCAAUGUUGAUGAAGAACAGAUGGAGAGAUCUGUGAGAGAUGCAUUUGAUUCUGAUAGGACAUGUAGCUUCUUCAGCCCAGUCAAGAAAUCUGGCAUCAAAACAUUUUUUGACAAGACAAAAAAGACCAAAUUUAAGUCUGGAAAGGGAGGGACAAUCACAGCGGCUAUGAGGUCAGAAACUGUUUUUUGCUAAGACUUGUUCUUAGCAAGAUGCAGUGAUGAUGUUGCAAUGAUAACCAUUCUAUUUCACUCAGAAGGACCCAUCCCUAUGUCCCUCUUCUAUGUUUAUGGAAUAAUGAGAACAGAUGAAGCAGAAUUAGGAUGCUCAAGCUGAAAGAAUCCAUGAACUAAGGGCAUGCAACAAAGAAACCACAGUAUACAAUGAGAUGCAACACAGAUGUCCUAGAAAUUAUGUCUGAAGACAAAUUCCACACAUUUGAGGAAAUAGUUGCUGAUACUUGAGGCAAGUCCUAAAAUUAUUUGACAAACGUAAUUCUGUGAUCAAAAUCUUUGACAGAUAUGGCAACAGUAACUCUGUGAAAACUACAGAAAGCUAAUACCAGACAAGAUCUAAGGUUAGAUGGAAGAAGUACCAAGUUUCUAAACAUUGCAUCCAACAAGCAAUCACUUGUAAAAUUGCUCUGUGAAUAUAUGGUUCAAAAUGCACCUGAGAAUGUAGGAGUACAUCGAACACAAACACUCCUUCUUGUGCAAGCUUUUCCAAUGGUGAGGUACAAAAGUCCGUCACCAAUGGAGUGGUGAAGAUACCCAAGAUUUUUACAGUACUUGGCACAAGGCUACUGCUGAAUGCUGUAUGUGCCAGUAUGGCUUUUGAGUCUCUUGGUGUCAAAGGAACCAUAGUAAUUAGGUCACUUGAUACAGAUAUUUUGGUUCUUGCUGUUCAAUACUUUCCAAAAAUGGAGCACAUAGGUAACAUGGGGAUUGAAGCAGGCACAAUUACCAACACAACUGGCAAGUUUCACUUCAUACUUGUAUGUGCAAUUUGUGACACUAUCCUGACUUCUGCAACAGACUUCCUGCUAUACACACAUUAACAGGAUGUGACUUUGUAUCAUCCCUAUUUGGUAUUUGGGAAAAAAAAUCUGUAUUUAAUGUUUUCACAAUACAGAGAGCUAACUGCUUCAGAGAUCUUGCCAAAUUAGGAGAGAGGGAAUAACAAGCUGCAAUUUUUACAGCAAGGAUGUUGGUAGCAGUGCUGUAUGCAGGGCUGGCUUUAGGAGGUGUGGGGCCCAAGUUUUGACAGGGCCCCAGCGGCUCUCCGGGUCUUCGUCAGCACUUCGGCGGUGGGUCUUUCACUUGCUCUGAGUCUUCGGCGGCACUGAAGGACCCACUGCUGAAAUGCCACCAAAGAUCCGGAGCACCACCGGGUGAGUAAAAAUUAAAAAGGCGACUAAGUUAGCCACUCUUCUUUAGAGCAUGGGGCCCUCUUAGGCAUGGCACAGGGCCUUCUUAGGCACAGGACCUGAUUCGGGGGAAUCGGCCUAAAGCCAGCUCUGGCUGUAUGAGCAUAGCAAGAAAGAAAAGAAGUCCCACAGAAACCUGAAUUGCUUGCACCUCAAUCUAGCCAUCAAAAUGGACAAAUCACUAGCCAAACGCCCCCAUAUGAGGAUCAUUUUGAAGAGCAUUUCAAAAAAGCAUCUUGGCAAUCAAAGAUUUAAAUAUCUUCAUGCAUAGGUAAACAAGAUAUUGGAUCAUCACUUCAAUAUAGAUGGGAAAAAGGGGAUGAUGGACUACUUCCUGUAUUCUUCAAGGGCCCAGUGGCAUCUCAGCUUCUACAGGACCUUAUUUGUGCCUAUAUCAAUAAGGGUUGCUACACAUUCCACUGUUUAUAGUCAGAAAAAUCUUCCCCCCACAGAAUUGUGUACAUGCUGAGACAAUGAAGACUGUGGUAACCCACAGACUCUUGACAAAGAUCAUAAUGAUGAACAAGAUGAUAAUGAUGUUGACUAGAAAUGUCAUCAGCACUAUUACAUUGCAAUAAUACCUGUACAUAUUUAUUAUUAGAUUUUAUUUAACACUUUAGAUUGUUAUGAUGCUUUCAAGUCACAAAAAAAAUCCAAUCUUCUCUCUUGAAAUGACAUAGACUCAAUAAACUAACAGAAGCAAAGACAAAUAUUUCAAAGUUGUUAUUUUAAUGUAUUGAUGGUGUCACUUGUUUAUCCCUGUUCUUAUGUUAAUAGCACCAUUUGGUAGCUCCACAUCAUAUAUCAUCUUAAAGUAGACGUAUUAUGUUUUCAAAUUAUGUAUGAUGUGUAUGUAUGUAUGUAGAGAGAGUACAUUAAGUUCACCAAAUCAGUGGUGUCUGCCAGUCACCUAUAUGGCCAAGGCCUUCUUGUGCCCUGGGUUAGUUUCCAGAUGGGAUGGGUAGAACCUGCACCCAAUGCCUAAUCAGGCCUCAUCUGCUCCAGAAAAAUGGAAGUACAUGUUGCCUUCUUUGUGUCCUUACAUGGGGCUCUGCGCCAGCACAGGGAUGAAAGGGUAACAUUGGCUUCAAUGGGAGUUUUGCCUCUAUAAGGACUAGUAUCUAAGGAUUUUAGGAUUUGAUCUUCAACUUUACAUACAUUUGCAGGUUAAAUGCUAGGUUGUGCUCAGCAUCUGUGUAUAUGUGCCUGGGCACAAAGCCAAGGGGAACUCGAAGGCCUCCCUUCUUUGCACCAUGAUGGACAGCCUUGGCACAGUUGUAGUCCUUCCUUUUGGUGGACAGGCAGGGCAAGGGUUCAAAAAUCAGGCACAACUAGCCAUCACAAACGGGCAGGGUCAAGGCUCUGUCUCCCCUCCCCACCAGUCUGCAGAGAUGGUUGGUCACAGGGGAGUGUACAUUGCUCUCCCUAGUAAGGUAUAGUGCAGCAGCCAUAUAUCCCUGCACAGCAAGGAGCUAGGGAAACACAAUGCUGCCUCGAGCUCUCACUGAGGCAGUUCAGCUCUACACAAGCCUUACUAUGGAGCAGCACAUGUAGUGCACAAUCCAGCCCUCUAUAAACUACAGAACUACAUGCAAUCAGAUACUGUUUAUUCACAGACCUUAACCAUCUAAAGGAAUCCUUUUUACCAAUCAUUUGGAUAGGUCUUAUAUUUUAAUAAAGCAGCCAUGAAACAGAAGAAUCUCAUUGCCUUCUUUGAUUUUUUUUUCAAUUUCCUCUUUUUGAAAUGGAUUUUAUUUAUAAAUUUUACAGAUAAAGC